This is a messenger RNA of Populus nigra (black poplar), 816 nucleotides long. RefSeq names its product replication protein A 14 kDa subunit A-like. Gene Ontology annotation, molecular function: DNA binding. The record is from RefSeq and is a predicted model, not a curated record. The transcript has 3 exons. Gene Ontology annotation, biological process: DNA repair; DNA replication; DNA recombination. Lineage: Eukaryota; Viridiplantae; Streptophyta; Magnoliopsida; Malpighiales; Salicaceae. The coding region runs from base 195 to 518 and encodes 107 amino acids. Gene Ontology annotation, cellular component: nucleus.
AAUAAAAACCCCGCGCUUCUCAUUUUUUCUCUUCGGCCUUUCCGUCUCCCAUUUCAGUCCUGCUCUAACCCUAAAUUUCUCUUCACUCUCCGUUUGGGUUUCGGCGAGAUUAAACGCAGGAAAAUCGCAAACUUAACUGAUCAUUUCAUCCCUAGGUUUCUCAGCUACCAAACACACCCGUUUUUUGAGAGGUUAUGGAUACAUCAAAACCUGCGAUUUUUGUCAACGGGGCACUUUUGCCGAUGCACGUUCGAAAGAGGGUCCGGACUGUGAUUCAAGUUGUGGGAGCUGAUCGUGGAGCAGUAGUUGGAAAAUCCCCGGAUGAUCUCCAGCUUGUUGUAAAAGGCUCUCCGCCAUCUGCUCCUCUUACAAAUUUUGUUGAGGUUAUUGGCAUUGCUGACAGUGAAAAAUCAAUCCAGGCUGAGAUAUGGACCAACUUUGGGGAUGCAUUUGAUACAUACAACUACAAUCAGCUGUGUCAGCUUGCAAAUGGGGAAUAUCAGCACUUAUUCCUCUGAGGUAUGGUGGCCAUGUUUUGUCUAGAAGCUGGAGGUUCUUUUGGCCCUGAUGUAGCUAAGCGGAAGAUGUUGAUGGGCAAAGUAAAUCAUGUAGUAGUUUUUAUCAGUCUUUAGAGAUUGCUUGAACCUGUUUUUUGGUCCGUGUAAACAUCAGUAAAGUUGAGUGUAGAAGCUCAUAUUUUGCUGAGCACCAGCAAAAAAAAUUUCUCGUUAUUUUCUGCGCCUUUGACAGCAAAGAAACGGGUGGUAUUGAUUAUAUAAAAGAAAUUAACCUACGGCAUGGUUUUGAUCGUCCUAA